Eimeria maxima is the source of this 203-nucleotide messenger RNA. RefSeq lists its product as hypothetical. The transcript has a single exon. The record is from RefSeq and is a predicted model, not a curated record. The annotation marks the transcript as partial. Lineage: Eukaryota; Apicomplexa; Conoidasida; Eucoccidiorida; Eimeriidae.
AUGGCUGCAUAUAAGCCUCCUAGUAAGGCAUUAGCUCCUCUUUAUCGUCAAUUCUUGCGUGCAUGCGAGAAGACAUUUAGAGGAGACUAUGAGGCCCAAGAAACAAUUCAUAAAGAAAUGAUUAAAGUUAUUCGUUAUAAUACUCUUAACUUAUCCGAAGAAAACCUAAAAAAAGAACUAAAAAUGGCUAUAGACUUUGUUAA